GUGACGUUCUCCUUCCUACAGAUGCAUUUGCGUAACAUCUUGGAAGAAGCAUCUUGUCAGCAGAAAAUUCCGAAAAGUCCAGCACUUAGCGUUAUUGAGUCCCGCGAUUCGGGCCGGCGCGUUAAGGACUACUCAUGCAGGCAUCAGAAAUCCGAUGACGCUAAUGACGAGGCUAUGUGUCCGCAUAUUGACGCUAACUGGACUGACUACGAGGAAGACUCGUUGGUACUGAAGACGGGCGCGGAGGGCGAGAAGACGAGAGAAGCAGAAGUGGCGAUGCCUGGGCAGAAAGUAUCGUGCAGAAACGGCGUGCACGAGGUAACAAACGUCUCCUCGAGGCCUCGUGAGACGAGGAGAGGAGGUCGCGGCGAGGAUGUCCAGCGGGGAUAGGGCAGUGCCUCGCCAAGUAUCCGAAGAGAAGGAGAAAGAACGGAGACGGAGGGGAGACGUGAAGAAGGCCCCGGGCUCGAACCCGGCACCUCAUUACCCGAUAAUUUACUACGCGAGUAAUUAACUGGGCACACAAACGGUGCCACGUUAUGUAUACCCGGUGCGCGCGUAUACACCGUCCGACAACUCUUCCUUACCGGUACUUCUCGGAUGCGUACGCUCGUAUAUUACCGCGCCGCGUCCUCCUGCCGAUCUAUUUAUCCAUUCGUUUUGGCGUGACGAGCCUUCGCUCCCCUGGCCGACCCGGAUGCGCGCGAUAAACGGUUCAAUAAUGGCGGUUCGGAGAGCCCAACGAGAAAAAGUAUUUACGACGUCUGCGUAUUACAUUUUAUUUCCCUCGCCGAUAUUUUAGCACCACGGUAAUGGCGUGAUAA
This is a messenger RNA of Acromyrmex echinatior (Panamanian leafcutter ant), 824 nucleotides long. RefSeq lists its product as uncharacterized. Lineage: Eukaryota; Metazoa; Arthropoda; Insecta; Hymenoptera; Formicidae. The record is from RefSeq and is a predicted model, not a curated record.